AUGGCUGACGAAACCGACUUUAAGAGCGAAUUGUACAAAGUCUCUGUGUCUCCGUUUGUCCUGGAGCGUAACGGGGACUAUGACAACGCCAUCGUUGCAUACCGCAACGCCACAGAGAUAUUAGGCGUGCUGGUCAAGAAGCUGAAGAAAUCGACGGCCCCAAAGAUCAAUCGCAAGAUGUUCGAGCGACAGAUCAAGGUACACGGCGAGCGAUUGGCCUACCUUGAGGGCCUAAAAGCAAAAGGAAGUUUCGAGGAUAUUAUAUUGCCGCCUACUGUGUUGGAUGCGAUGGCGGAAUUGGAAGCACCCCAGGGCUCGAGGACGCUGACCUUGGAUCGGAAAGAGCUCUAUGAACAUUCUAAGGGGCAUGGGAAGGGGGAGACGCCGCAGGCCAGCUUGGCCCCCGCCCAUCUUCAAGCGCUUGUCAACCCGAACUCCGAUCAAAUCCCAUUAUUCAGUCCCGCGCUCGAUCCAUCGACGCCACCGAUCGUUUACCGUAUCACGCACUCCUCGGAGCUGGUCGCCCUAGGCAUGCGGUCACACUGGUAUUUCGUCAAGGAUGCCAGCAACACUCACGUUCUCUACGGGCUGCAAGUCGUGUGGAGUGAUAGCGUGCCGAUCGUCAACGCGGUCCUGCGUCGCGCCGGGGAGUUCCUGCCGGGCAUGGGGGCCGUCGGAGUACGCCUCCGUAAGAUGCCCGGGGGCAGCUUUCGCGUCGAGACUACGACCCUGCCGGACAUCGGAGCCAUCAUAGAGACCCCAGACGGGGCGAAGCAUCGAAAGGAUUGGUCUCCCCGACGAUUCAGCUACGGCGGGCGAAACUUUGUGUGGAAGGGCGGAGAGAAGGGCCUAUUCGGGUCGUUUGUCUGGGAGACGCUCCACGAGACCAAGCGAGUGUGGGCCAAGGAAGGCAGCAAGACCGGCAAGAUGGAGGACGAGACGGUUGGGCCGAGGCUCUGCUGGGGGGAGAAGAAGGGAGGCAACGGAGCGGACCACACCAUCUAUAUGGCUCACGGACUGGACAUGUAUUUCCGAGAGCAUUUGCUGGCCGUGCAAUUGGCAAAGCUGGGCCGACAAAGCUAUCCUCCUCAUAAGGACACGUCCAGCGUGGAGGCGGUCGGGGCAGGAUUCGCACUGGUGGGUUUUUUGGAAGCGAUUUCUUAA
Messenger RNA from Aspergillus melleus, 1164 nucleotides. RefSeq lists its product as uncharacterized. The transcript is spliced from 2 exons. The coding region runs from base 1 to 1164 and encodes 387 amino acids. NCBI's taxonomy places the organism in Eukaryota, Fungi, Ascomycota, Eurotiomycetes, Eurotiales, Aspergillaceae. The record is from RefSeq and is a predicted model, not a curated record.